CGCAUGCGCCGCUUCGGGAACGAGGCCACCAAAACAGGGUGAGAGAGAGAAAAAAAACAGUCGGCCCGGGGAUCCUGGAGUGACGUCACGGCGUUCUGACUCCGCGGGGCGCGAGGCGCGUCUGCUUUUGCAAGCGAAGCGCGGAGGGUGCAAAGCCGGGCAGCGGUAGAAGAAUUGCAGCCCGAUUUCUACUAUGCCUGGAUUGAUGUUAUUUGGCCGGCGUUGGGCUAUCGGCAGUGAUGACUUUGUCUUCCCUGGAGCCUUUGAAUUGUUCAUCAGAGUGACGUGGUGGAUCGGAAUUUUGGUUUUGUAUUCCAUACACAAAGGGCAAUUCAACUGCAGCGGAGGAGGCCUGCUGAAUAACUACCUUCUCAUCCUCCUUAUCCUCUUGGCGUUCAUCAUAGCUGCUUUGUCAUCCAUCACAUACACCAGCAUGCAAGGAACCAUUGCUAACCCCGGGCCACGAAAAUCUCUUCCGAAACUCCUAUACAUCCGUCUGGCUCUUUACAUCCCAGAGCUGGUCUGGGUUGUGGUUGGAACUGUGUGGAUAGCCGACAAGCAAGUAAACUGUGAAAGAGCUAUGAUCGAUGCCAUUUUUGGGACUGUUAUUGUCAGCUGGGUGAUAAUGGUCUUCACGCUGGUGGCUGUUUUCAUUUUCUUUGACCCUCUUGGGAGGAAGACGGUCUACCUGGCUGACUACGCCAGUCGCAACCUGGAGAGCAGCCAGUCCGAGCAGCUGUUCUGCAACAUCAAGAAGAGAGCCACACGCGUCUGGGAGAAGAGAAUCCGGUUGUUGUGUUGUUGCAUUGUGCAAAACGACGAUCACCGCGUGGCUUUUACGAGCAUCGCCGAGCUUUUCCGUUCCUACUUCUCGGACACCGACUUAGUGCCGAGCGACAUAGCAGCAGGCCUGACUCUCCUCCACCAGCAGCAAGAUAAGGUCGAAAAUUCAAAAGACCCCGACGAAGUUUUAAUUCAGCCCCCGUCGCCUCCUGCAGGAAACGAUUUGGAGGUUGAAUUAGAGAAUGCGGCUCAUUAUAUGAAGUUUGCAGUGGCUGCGUACGGCUGGCCCUACUAUGUCCUGAUGAACCCUUUCACUGGUCUCUGUAAACUGAGAGGCUUCUGUUGCAGAAACAGUGCGGCGCAGACGGAAAUCAUCGGGAGCGAUUACCUUAACAUGCACUUUGGUUCCAUCCUGCAGAUCACGGGACUGCAAAACAGAGAUUUCAUCCACAUCAGCUUUCACAAUAAAAUUUUUGAGAUUCCUUUCUUCGUGGCCCUGGAUCACCAAAAAGAAGCUAUCGUGGUAGCUGUGAGAGGAACUUUAUCGUGUGAGGAUGUCCUAACAGACCUUUCAGCAGAUUGUGAAAGCUUAACUCUUGAAGAUGUCCUAGAAAAUGGUCUGGUCCAUAAGGGGAUAACUCAGGCUGCCAAUUAUAUUUAUAGAAGGCUGAUAAACGAUGGGAUUUUGAACCAGGCGCUCAGCAUCGCACCCGAGUAUAAACUGGUCGUCGCUGGACAUAGCUUAGGAGGGGGCAUUGCCUCCAUCCUGGCGAUCAUGCUCCGAAACUCUUUCCCCAACAUGAGAUGUUACGCUUUUUCUCCGCCUGGAGGCUUAUUGAGCAAAUCCCUGGCGGACUACACGAAGCAGUUUAUUGUGUCUGUCAUCGUAGGAAAGGACAUCGUUCCCAGAUUGAGCAUGCUCAACUUGGAAGACCUGAAAAGGAGGAUCAUUAGAAUCGUUGCCAAUUGUAACAAACCCAAGUACCAGAUUCUCUUGCAUGGGUGCUGGUACGAAGUUUUUGGAGGAAAACCUGAUAACUUCCCCACAGAACUGGAUGGCAGGAACCAAGAUAGUUUGACCCAGCCUCUCCUCGCCGAAGAGAACCUGAUGGCCCAGCAGUCGCCUUUGUACACAAGUUUAGACGACAAUUCCCCUUUAGGGUCCAGUCCUCAGUACCCUCACUUGUUUCUCCCUGGGAAAAUCAUCCACAUCGUCGAAGAAAACAGCACAAAAGGUUGGUUUUCUUCUGAGGUCAAGUAUUCAGCCAGCUGGUCGCGAGAAACUGCCUUUGGUAGUAUUUUAAUCAGCCCCAAGAUGAUCACCGAUCAUUGGCCAGAUAUAGUCCUCAGAGCUCUCCACAGCUUGGUCCAAACCGAUGCGUCUUGCGUUUCGUGUCGGUCCCAAGGGGAAGCUUUCUGAAUGUUGUAUAACAGCAGAGAUGGACAAGCACAACCUGACUGUGUCCCAAGUGUUUACAAGAACAAGCCUUUAGCAGUUCAGCUGCGUGUGUCUAAAAGCAGAAACCAGACCAAGGUCUUCAGAUGUUUCUGGAUGACCACCUUAAGGUUGAAGUCAACAUCUUCUGGGCUGCUUGUAACGGACUGAGAUGUUUCGUGUCGAAAGAUAGGAUUUCAUGGAAGUUUUACGAAGUCACAUCCGCCCAGGGAUUGUUGUGACGGAGAACUCAACUGAUGGAAAGCGAUGAUUGAUGUCUUCCUGAAGCCCCCCGAGAUCCAUCUGAUCUGCUGACGUGUUUUUUAAAGCACAUUAUGUGUCGUCAAACCAAGUCCUUGUGGCAUAGUGGAGACCUACCUGCAGGGUUUAACGAGGGACUUGUAAAUGUGUAAUAAGUAAGUCAGGAAUGUUGGUGAAAAUUAACUUCAAGACUUGGCCUAUUUGGAUACGCAGAUGAUUACGUCUUGGUUUUUUCUUUCUUUCUUGAAAGGAACGAGCAUUUUAGAUGCUUUUCACUGACUGAACUCUUAAUUCUUGGGUAUCUGUGCAAUGCUGUCUGCUUUUGUUUACAAUUCUUUUUAACACUGCUGAAUGUGCAAUUAAUGAUAGAAAAUCUAAAAGCCACGGUCUUCGGUUCGUGUUAGUACAAACCAGAAAGAUCAUUUUAGCUCUGUAUCAAGAUUUAUAAUACAAAUCUAUAGAGCUGAUAAAAGGUUGGUGUGAUUGUCUCUAAGAAGCAAAUCCAGAUCAAGUUGAUUAGAGGAUUCUUCAAAAGUAAUUGCGGUCCUAAGGAUGAUAUCUUUUUAGAUGAUGUUUUUGGAAAGAUCUUCUAGCAGAAAGGAAAUAGGCUGAUUUUUAACGCAUUCACUUCCUGGAAAAAUUACGGAAAUCCAGGAAUGUACGUGCUUUUAAAAACAAAUGUAUUUCAGAUGUGGAAGCAAACUAAAUUUGAAUUUGGCAUUCUUUUUUAAUCUUAUUCUGGUUUCAGUGGCAAGGAAGGUCAGUAAUGGGCUUUUUAAAAAAAAAGUACAGGUGGUCCUUGACUUACCACAAUUGGAAUCAGCAUCUCUUUGUUGCUAAGGCAAUUGAGUUGCACCCAAUUUCACAAUCUUUUUUUUUUUUUGCCAAGGUCGUUAAGUGAAUCUGGCUUCCUCUGAUUUGGCUUUUGCUGAUUGGGAAAGUCACAAAUGAUGACCAAAUGAUCAAGGGAUGCUGCAAUUGUCCUAAAUAACAUGACAAUUGCCAAGCACCCAAAUUUUGAUUACUCGAUUGUGGGAAUGCUGCGGUGGUUAAAUGCAGGGACCGGUUUUAACUGUUUUUCAGUGCAACUUUGGUUGCUAAGCAAACGGUUGUUAAGUCAAGGACCGCCUUUAAGGCCAAGACAGAAUUCCAGAGUCAAGAUUUGAAAAAUUUAUACUUUCUCUCGCACAUAUUAAUAUUUGGUACCUACUUAGCAUGCUUCCCAUUGAGCUGCCGUAACGUGGAUUAGUUUAAACUAAUGUGAAACUGGUUUUCUAUCAGUUUUCUCUACCAUGCUAUACAAGAGUGUUAUGGGCUCAGUUUGCAUUGGGUAAUUUUAAAGAGCCUCACAAAAGAGGCCUCUCCUUCCAAAAUGUGCCAAAUAUCUACAGUUGGCUCCUGAAACCUCGCUGUUGGGGACGUUUUCGGCUCCAUAUACAGUAUUUCUGCAUAAAAACGACCUUGUUGGAAUAGAUUAAAAAGUGGCAUUCUGGAAUUUCUCCCGUUGGGUGCAGCAAAUGGGACAAAAUGAUGGAAGGGGUCUAGCAGUGAGGACCGUUGGCCUAAGCAUCAUCUAUAGAUAACAUCCCAAUAUUUUCCCCCCAUUAAAAAUGUUUCCACCC
This is a messenger RNA of Notechis scutatus (mainland tiger snake), 4101 nucleotides long. It is a transcript of the gene DAGLB, whose product is annotated as diacylglycerol lipase beta. The record is from RefSeq and is a predicted model, not a curated record. Gene Ontology annotation, cellular component: cytoplasm; plasma membrane. Lineage: Eukaryota; Metazoa; Chordata; Lepidosauria; Squamata; Elapidae. Gene Ontology annotation, molecular function: triacylglycerol lipase activity. Gene Ontology annotation, biological process: diacylglycerol catabolic process; neurogenesis; arachidonate metabolic process.